Plasmodium vivax (malaria parasite P. vivax) is the source of this 4656-nucleotide messenger RNA. Its product is annotated as DNA-directed RNA polymerase II 135 kDa polypeptide, putative. Gene Ontology annotation, cellular component: RNA polymerase II, core complex. Bases 637 to 4656 code for a protein of 1339 amino acids. The transcript has 2 exons. Lineage: Eukaryota; Apicomplexa; Aconoidasida; Haemosporida; Plasmodiidae. Gene Ontology annotation, molecular function: DNA binding; DNA-directed RNA polymerase activity; ribonucleoside binding. Gene Ontology annotation, biological process: DNA-templated transcription. The record is from RefSeq and is a predicted model, not a curated record.
CCCGACCCCCAAUCGGUAGGGGAACUACUCUGCGUUUAAUACGACGCACCUGAAAGUUUUAUCCUUUUCUCUUUCACGGGAGGGAAAACAAAACAAAAAGUAAAAAAAUUACGCGUACGGAGAGUAGGGUACCAUUUUGAGUCACUGUGCCAGGAAGAGAGGGCACUGUUGCGUCCCUUUUUGGCCAGCGUCAGGAGGGACAUAUGUAUGCCACCACGCGCAUGUAUCACCCGCUGCGUUGUGGAACCUGCUGGAUGAACAUACCUUCCUUCCUCUCUUCUGCUUCCUUUUCGGAUUACCCGCUUGGGGGCAGCCAGAAAGAAGGGGAGCGAAGAAAAAGGCAUCCAUAGCGAAGCGAAAAGGGCAGCAAAAGGGCAGAAAAAGGCAUCAACGAGGCACCAAUAGCUUAGCGAAAAGGGACCAAUUUGCCGAAAAGAGGGACGGCAGAGAAGCCACCACCCCGGAAGAGCCCCGUCGCGAUGCCGUUCCAGUUUGGUUGACUUGCAGUUGCAUCGCCAGGGCGUCCUUCCCACUUUUUACAACCCCCGGGAAGGGGCAGUUGUGUAAAAUAAGCGUUUAAGCGUUUAAUCGUUUAAGAGUUUUUCUUUUUUUUUUUUCUUCCUACUCGGUCGAAACAUGGCUGUGAAACUGGAGCCGUCCUACUUCUCGGGAGAGUAUAUGCAUGCAGAUGCCCCUUUGGAGGAGGACCAUGAGGAAGAGGAGCGAAUAACGGAGGAGGACAGCUGGGUGGUGAUCGGGUCCUUCUUUGGGAGCCACGGGCUGGUGAACCAGCAGAUCGAAAGCUACAACGAUUUCAUUGAGUACCGGAUGCAGGAGAUAAUCGACGAGCACCCCCAGAUAGAAAUCAGGCCACAACCCCAGUACCGCUCCGACCGGGAUGAUAACAAAAAUGUGAUGUACGCUUUGAAAUUCGGCCAGCUCUCCCUAGAUAGGCCAUUCUACGACGAAAGGAACUUAACCAAUAAGAACCUGUGGCCGCAAGAAGCAAGGCUGAGGAAUCUAACCUAUUCCUCUGCCAUAUACAUAGACAUCGAGCAGAGCACCUACGUGGUGGAUGAAAGUACUAGAAGUCAAAUUUUGAAAGAAAAGUUUAUAUAUGAGCGGAUUAACUUGGGAAGAAUACCACUGAUGUUGAAAUCGAUGUUCUGUUGGACGAAAGGAUUGCCAGAGAGCGAAAUCGCAGACAUGGGGGAGUGUGCAUUUGAUCAGGGAGGGUACUUCAUUGUGAAUGGUGGGGAAAAAGUGUUGGUGGCACAGGAGAGAAUGGCUCACAAUUUUAUAUACGUCUUUAAGAAGAAGCAGCCUUCGAAGUUUGGCUGGGUAGCUGAGAUAAGGUCUCAAAUGGAGAGGUCUCAAGCCACAUCUGCCUUUUCUGUGAAGAUGAAAACGAAAACGGGUUCUAGGGGUUCUGGAGGAUCAGCCAGGACAGGGGGACAACUAGUGGCUACCUUGCCUUAUAUAAGAACAGAAAUUUCUGUGGGAAUUCUCUUCAGAGCGUUGGGUUGCACCUCCGAUCGGGAUAUCCUCCAAAGGAUCGUAUACGAUUUUAAUGACAAAAUGAUGAUUAACACAUUGAGGGAGACGCUAGAGGAGUGCAUAGACUACCCUACGCAGGACAUCUGUCUGGACUUCAUCGGGAAAAGAGGACCCACUGUUGGGGCGUCGAGAGAGAAACGAAUUUUAUACGCCAAGGAGCUUCUACGAAAGGAGGUCCUACCCCAUAUGGGAACCGGCCCAGGAGUGGAAAGCAAAAAAUCGUACUUCAUUGGGUACAUGAUUAAUCGGUUGCUUCUAGCCGAGUUGGGAAGAAUUAAAGAAGAUGAUCGGGAUCACUUUGGGAAGAAGCGUCUGGACAUUGCGGGGCCUCUAAUGGCUAGCAGCUUCUCCACCUAUUUUAGGAAAAUGGCCAAAGAUGUCAAACGGGUUCUACAGAGACAGAUCGAUAAUAACAAGCCAUUCGAUGUUGCGGGGGCGGUUAGAAGUUGCUCUCAAAUUACGCAGGGGAUGCAGUACCAGCUAGCCACAGGCAACUGGGGUAAGGACAAAGAUGGGAAGGUCAUCAGAACGGGAGUCGCUCAGGUUCUAAACCGAUUGACCUACUCCUCCUGUUUGUCCCAUUUGAGGCGGUUGAAUACACCCCUGGGUCGAGAAGGGAAGAUGGCAAAACCAAGGCAGUUGCAUAAUACCCAUUGGGGGAUGAUUUGCCCAUUUGAAACGCCAGAGGGGCAAUCCGUCGGUCUAGUGAAGAACCUCUCCCUUAUGUGUGACAUAAGUGUAGGCACAUCUACGAACAACAUUUUUGAGUUCCUCCUGGAAUGGGGUCUAGAAUCGCUAGAUGAGGUACCCCCCCAGCUAAUGAAGGAAAAGGUGAAGCUAUUUCUAAAUGGAAAAUGGGUUGGAUGCUUCAACCAAAUUGAUAAUCUAAUCGAAACGCUGUACGAAUUGCGGAGGAGGUGCGACAUAUCCCCGGAGGCGUCCAUCGUGAGGGAUGUCAACAGUAAGGAGAUUAAAAUAUUUACCGAUUCGGGUAGAGCGAUGAGGCCCCUAUACGUGGUGAAGAACGUUAAAGGGGAAAACAAACUUAAGCUAACGAAAGAGCAUGUGAAAAAUAUGAUGGCCUAUCCGGAGACCUACAAUUGGGAUUACCUCAUCCAGGAGGGGAUCAUCGAGUAUAUAGAUUGUGAGGAGGAGGAGACCACCAUGAUUAGCAUGUUUAUUGAUGACUUGAAGACGGGCACGGGUUACCAUAAUAAUUACACCCACUGUGAGAUACAUCCCUCUUUGAUUCUAGGCGUCUGCGCAUCUAUCAUCCCGUUUAGCGACCACAAUCAGAGCCCGCGUAAUACCUACCAGAGCGCCAUGGGCAAGCAAGCCAUGGGAAUUUACGUAACCAAUUUUAACAUUCGCUUGGAUACGCUGGCCCACCUGCUGUACUACCCCCAGAGGCCGCUCGUCUGCACCAAGGUGAUGGAGUACCUCCGCUUUAGGGACCUCCCCGCAGGGAUCAACGCCAUCGUGGCCAUUAUGUGCUACACGGGUUAUAACCAGGAGGACAGUCUCAUAAUGAAUCAGUCCUCCAUCGAUAGGGGGCUCUUUAGAAGUGUGUUCUACAGAACCUACACAAGUGAGGAGAAGCAACAAGGCAGUCUCAUCAUCGAAUCGUUUGAAAAGCCCUCAAUUAGAUGCGUAAAAAAUCUAAAGAGGGGAGACUACACAAAAUUGGAUAACGACGGGCUGAUCGCUCCAGGCAUACGGGUUCUAGGUGACGAUAUAAUCAUUGGGAAAGUCUCCCCCAACAUUGAAGACGAAGAUGAUAUUGUGAUUCAGAAGAGGGUACCUAAUGUACAGAUGAGUUACCCCUCUGGUGGGUCUACAUCUAACGGGUUCAUCACAGGAAAGGACUCUCCUACCGGAGGGAGCAUGCUCAAUGGAAGUGCAGGCAGCGUAUGUGGGAGUGGAGGCAGCGUAUGUGGGAGUGUAUCCUCUCCGUAUUCCCCCUCCUCCAUUGGGGGACCCAAUUUGAUCGACUCAGCCCCAGACUCCCCCAUGAGUGACAGAUACAGCAGCAGUGGGCCAGUGGGAACAACGACGAUGGCCCCACCGAGUGUUGCUUCCUCCACCCCGAGCAACACCACCAUUUUUAGGAGCGGCAACACGCUCUCCAGUGUAAGCAGCCCCCACUAUGGGACCACCAUCGUUUCUGGCUCCACGAAGGAUGAGUUAGAAGUUCCCACGCUCACCAUUAGUACCUCCAAUAUAUUGAAGCAGUAUAAGAAGGACUGCUCCCUCAGUUUACGUGAAAAUGAAAACGGAGUGAUCGACACUGUUAUGCUCUCCUCCAACAGCAGAGGCAAUAAGUUUGCCAAGGUGAAGGUCCGCUCAGUGCGUGUUCCCCAAAUAGGAGAUAAAUUCGCCAGUAGGCAUGGCCAGAAGGGGACCAUCGGAAUUACCUACCGUACGGAAGAUAUGCCCUUCAGCUCAGAUGGUACCUUCCCAGAUAUCAUUAUGAACCCCCAUGCAGUUCCAUCCCGUAUGACAAUCGGUCACUUGGUGGAAUGCCUAGCAGGGAAGGUCGCCGCGAUAGAAGGGGGAGAAGGAGAUGCAACUCCCUUUUCUAGAAUAACAGUACAGGAGAUCUCGCAAAGGCUACACAGUUUGGGCUACGAAAAGUAUGGCAAUGAUGUGCUGUACAAUGGGCAUAAUGGGAAGAUGCUCAAAUCGAAGAUUUUUAUUGGACCGACCUACUACCAACGAUUGAAACACAUGGUGGAGGAUAAGAUUCAUGCCAGGAGUAGGGGCCCUCUCACCAUGAUUACGAGGCAGCCCACGGAGGGACGUUCAAGGGAUGGUGGGCUACGUUUCGGGGAGAUGGAAAGAGACUGCAUGAUUUCGCACGGAUCUGCGAAGAUGCUGAAGGAGAGGCUCUUCGAGGAGAGUGACGCCUACCGGGUGCACGUGUGUGAUAACUGCGGGCUGUGCUGCAUCGCGGACAUUAACAAGAACGCCUACGAGUGCACCGUCUGCAACAGCAAGACCAACAUUUCGCAGAUCUACAUCCCCUACGCCUGCAAGCUGCUCUUCCAGGAGCUCAUGACCAUGGCCAUAUACCCGAAGCUCGUGCUGGAGGAUAUGUAG